AUGCCAUCAUCCACAGCGUCAGUCGGUGGAUUGGCGUCGAAAAAUUUACCGCUAAAGGCUAUUCAGCCGACACAGAACUGGACUUUUGAAAAUGUGUUGGCAUUGAUAAACAAUUGUCAGGAUCCAUACAUUUCAGAGGCAUUGGAUGAAUACUUGCUACUUAUUAAAGAUGUCAUUUUAAACCCAUCACCCUUUUCUGUUGAAGAACCAACAUCGACGUCUAAGAUCACAACGCAAGAAAUAUCAGUAAGAGGUAUACUAUACACGAAUAUCACCAAACAAAAUAUCCAAGAUGGGGAAUUGAUCCAAAAGUAUCUUAACUUGGAGCUUAAGGAGAUUGUCAGGGUCAUUGACCAAGUCUGUAAAAAACUUCCACCUAAAACUGUACUCAAGUUAAAUUUCAAAAGCAAGCUCAAUGACGAUAAGGCCGCUCAAUUGGAUAAUGAAAGAAUAGGGCUUUAUAUUUACGAUGUACUACGAGAAAGAAGAACGGUUUUAAAAAUUGCACGAGAGAGCUUAGUUAAUAAAACUAAUCCGGAUACAUCUUUUGUUAUACGAAACAUUGGUAAAGAAUUGUUCUUGUCGAAAGACUACAUUGAAAAGUUGAUCAAAACUCUCCAGAAUACUUUGGACUCCAUUGUUAGUGAAUCUUACAAAACUGGUUUAUCCAGGGAAAUAGAUGAUACUAUUUUCAAUGAGUCGAUAUUAUUUUCUAUCGACUUGUGUAAAGUUUUGAUUGAAGCUGCUGCUCAGAAUCCUUUGGUGACAAAGGAUCUAGUGAAACAAUGGUUUGAGUUGAUGCAACAAACAAACUUUUCAAUUGCAUUAGGACCCCACUUAAAGCACCCAGAGUCAUUUGAGUUGAUUAAAACAUUAUUUACAGUGAUAUCGAUUGAGUUUCUUGAUCUCGAUAAUGCAUAUGACUCAUUAGAUGAUGACAGCGGCUCAUAUGUAUCUGAUGUGGAGGUGUUUUCGUUCAUCAAUAACGUUGUCACUAGUGAUUACAGCGACAACGCGGUUAUAAUUUACUCAUGGGGAAUCAUCCUUUUGAGAAAAUCGUGCUUUUAUCAAGAGUUUCCCACCUCUUCAUCUGCCAAAGCAUUUGAAAGAAGUUUUUCUAUUCUUUCAUUGGAAAGCAUUAUCAACCAAUGUAACUCUAAAAGUUUGGUGUUGGAUGUUUUUGGUUCAUUAAAAGUUUUAAACGAAAGGGCUAAAUUUGAUAAAUUGUAUUCGACCGUGUUGUCAUCAGUUAUUACUGCCUCCAUCGCAUUGUUGGAGUUGACUCCGCAAAUCACAGAUGCAAUUGCCAGCAUUAUCAGAAGCUGUCCAAACACUGUCGUUGAAAAAUUCUUCAACAAUGAAGCAACGAUUGAAGCGUUCAUAAUCGCUAGAGCGAAAUUCCCGCUCUUGCUAUCGCCAUACAUCAAAUUAGCUUCCAUAAAUGGUGACUUUGCGUUGCACGAGUUUAACAAUAUGAAAUCUUAUAUUCAAGUGUACAACAGAGACUUGUUUGAUAAAUUGUACCAGAUUGACGACCAAAACCCCGAGCUAGUGAAAUUGACUGAUGGAGUGAACUUGUUCCCACCAUUUGAGUCAAACAAAAAACUCGCAAUGGCUCUCACCUCAGGCACCCGUGCUAAGAUGCUCCCCGCUGCCAAUCCCAACGAAGUAUUGGUUACAUUCUUGCAUGAAUACAAUGGUUGGGCUUUUAUUGGAAGGGUACUUUACAAUAUAUCAAAGGGAGUAGUCAGCAUUGACGAAACAAAGGAAGGGUUGAUUCUUGAUAUUUUGAAGCUAAUGAUUAGUGUUCUGACAGAUUGUGGUGAAGAUGACAUUAAGUUGAUGUUGGAGACUAUGUCAGCAUACACCGACGAUUCUGAUAUUGUUGAAAUUGUUCUUCGAUUUUUCAAGCAAUCUUUGCACACCAGGAAUAUCGCUAUCCUGUCUACUGUGUUGAAAUUGUUGUCCAAGUUGUUUCCGAUUAUCGCAGAUAGAAUUUGGCCGUACUUGCCCAAAUUGUCAUUGUUCACUCAUGAUGGCAAAGAGGGUCUCGCAUCGAGAAUUUUUGGUGCUGUGGAGAUAGUCAAUGGUGAUUUCCGUUUUUCAUUGAAUCUUGUUGAAUUUGCCAAUGCAUUAAUCAGGGAUUGUAUCAAACUUCCAACUACUUUCAACAAACCCAGAGAGGGUGUUAUUUACCAAAUCGUUUCUCAUUUGGUGUUUUUGUUUGAAAACUUUUCGCACUGCCAUUUUGCUCGUGUUUAUGACAAGUUCAAGCUCGGUAGCUCAAUAUUGGAUUUCCUCACCACCGUUUUGACAACAACUUUCGGAGUAGAGAAGGACUGUGUACCAGAGAAAAAGCUCACAAGGGUGUUUGCCCUUGGAAGCAAGCAUAUAUUGAAUUGCUUUUUGGCGACCGAUACAAACUACACCCGGACGAUAUUGCCGUUGAUAAAUGUAGUUGAUGAAACCACUCGGAAUAUUGAUUUGUUCGAAUUGACUGACAUAUCUGGAUGUUUGUUUGACGAAUGGAUUUCCCAUUCCUUUUCAUUUGCUGAGUUAGUUAUCAGUUUGCGAAACCAAUUAAACUUGGCUCCACUGGCCUUAGAGAAAAUAUUAUUCGAAAAAGCGUCAGAUUUGGUCACCAUUUUUGCCAACAACGAGUCCUACAAGUUGAGUUCAAUAAAAUUACUCACGAGCUUGAUAGGAGGAAAAUGGGAAAAUGAGCCAACGCCUUCAUUGUUAUCUCAUUUAGGGCAUUACGAUGCACAAGUCUUGAAGCAAUCGUUGAUUUCAAGCUUAAAGAAUUCGUUGGAUGACUAUAAUUUGCGAGCAGCUUUAAAUGAAUUUAUUUGCGCUGUGAUGAGGAGCCGACAAGAGGGUCUCGUUGUGUUAUUCAACACUGGUAAGAAUGCAUUUCCUUUAACAAAAAACACGAGUGAUUCCCUGUAUAACGAACCGGAAGGCCUGAAUGAGUCUGUUGUACAAGUUUUGAAAAAAAGUGCUCGAGAUAUGAAAUACUAUCCAAAUUUUGUCAGUCUUCAUUUAAUUGACGCAAUUGCUUUAUCGUGUAAUUCAUGGACAACAGUGAAGGAGACUAAAUUUGAUAAAGAGUUUAUUCAGAUAAUGAUUGAUCGGGUCAAAGUGCAAACAAUAAAUGCGCCAAAAUCGAUUGACGAAUUCAUCGAUAGAAGCUACGAGUUGAUGUUGGUGGCGAAGAUUGCCGACAUUCUUGCAUUGUAUCUAUUCACCACCAAAGAUGGAACAUGCCGCAAUCAAAUAGUUGAAUUCAUCAACCUGGGACUGUUCAUUGAUAUGGCCAAGCGAAAAUUUGAAAUUAAGCAUUAUCAACAUUCUUUACAUGCUGAUUUGGAAAAUUCAUUUACAUGCUCAUUUCCAAAUCUCGAGCUUGCGAAAUUUACGAGCUCAUUAAACAAACCAAACACUAUUGGACUCAACUCAAUCUACAAUGUAGCAUUGAUGGACAAGUUAUUUCACAAUCAAGUCCAGUGGCUGGAUAUUAAAGAACAACUCAUUGCAUCCAGUGUGAAUAGUCAAUACUUGAUGGCUCAACUCACCGCCGCAAAGUCGUUUGGUACCUUGUUGGCAAGCUUUUGUCGUCGUUAUCAGGGCCCAUUGAACCAGGACUUGUUGAAACUAGUUGAUUUCUUGUUGAAGGUUGAUAUUGCUGAAAGCAUUCCUUCGGAACAAUUUCGUCAAAUAUAUUUUGAUCGAAUUGAACUUGGUUUUUUUAUCAUUUAUUCUUUUUUCAAUGUCCAGGGUGAUACCAAACGUGAUGAAAACGAAGUAGUGUUUGAAAUUGUUAAAAGUGCAAGCACAUUGUUGUCAUCAAGUAGCUUGAAUUUUAUUACUGAUUUGGUUGCGUCAAAGGGCACUUAUCGACCUUUGUUACGGAUUGUGUAUUGUGCAUUGAAAAUGAUUAAAGGUGAAUCAAAGACUAUUGUUAGACAUUUGAGUUUGUUUCAAGAUUUGUUUGAUGCAAUCAUCAUCAAAGGCAUCAAAUCUUUGUCAGUUGAAUUGCAAAAUGAUGUUUUCAUGUUAAGAAGAAGCAACGAUAAAGACUUAUCGCGAUACAAAUUUGCUGAAAAAUUUGAUGAUUUACAAUUGAUUUUAUCAAUUUUAAAAGUAUUUAUCGCAUUUAAACCAGAUGAGCCGUUAUUGUCCCUGUGUAUUGCGUCGUCUAUAAAACAAGCCGGCACAGUAAAGACAUUGUUGCACAUGUACACCAUGUCGUAUGCAAUUGAUACUGGUGACGAAUUUGCAUUUGCGCAAAUGAGUUUACUGUACUUGAUGGAAUUGAUGUCAAUUGAUUCAAUGGCGCAUUCAAUCGUGUCAAUGGGUCUUUAUGUGACUUUGUUGGAGAGUCCCAUUUCACGUCCAAUACGAGCUGGUGGACUUUCGGUAUUGAAUGAACUGAAGCAUUAUCGAUUAUGGAUCGAUGGUAUAUUGCCGAUAAUUAUUGCCAGCAUAUCAGUACUAGGCGCCUCAAUUGUGCCUGAAAUUUGUGUUGCGUUACAAUUAUUCGCUAAACAAAUUGAAUAUUGUGUCAAUAGUUGGGGCCGUGAUUCAUCAAGUUUGAAAAUUUCGAGUGGUGCUGUUUUUGAAACUAAUCAAAUAUUGGUGAUUUACAAUUUAUUGAAAGCAAUGAAUGUUGGGGAUUAUUUGAGUUCAACAAUGUCGGACUGUAUGGAUCACCAAGGAGUUCGUCACGAUGACUCCUUUGGUGAUUCACGCGAUGAGGAUAGUGAUGCUUCCACUGUAAUUGAUAUGAGGAUCUUACCUGGAUUGGAUUCAGAAUCAAAUCGUGAUGAUUUUAUUGAUUGUAUUGAUAAUCUACUUAAACAUCCCAAAUUCCUCACGUCAAGAAUAAUUGCCAGUUCUGCUGAAGAAAAGAUGAUUAUUGAUCGGGGUGGCGAAAGAUAUGAAAUGUUUGUGAAGAGCAUUUUCGAAGAUAUUAGAGAAAUGAAGAAUAGUUUAGCAUAG
Messenger RNA from Lodderomyces parapsilosis, 5001 nucleotides. RefSeq names its product Nup188p (gene NUP188). The record is from RefSeq and is a predicted model, not a curated record. Gene Ontology annotation, biological process: RNA export from nucleus; protein import into nucleus. Gene Ontology annotation, cellular component: nuclear pore inner ring. Lineage: Eukaryota; Fungi; Ascomycota; Pichiomycetes; Serinales; Debaryomycetaceae. The transcript has a single exon. Bases 1 to 5001 code for a protein of 1666 amino acids. Gene Ontology annotation, molecular function: structural constituent of nuclear pore.